Vicia villosa (hairy vetch) is the source of this 1662-nucleotide messenger RNA. RefSeq names its product late embryogenesis abundant protein D-29-like. The coding region runs from base 99 to 1439 and encodes 446 amino acids. The record is from RefSeq and is a predicted model, not a curated record. The transcript has a single exon. NCBI's taxonomy places the organism in Eukaryota, Viridiplantae, Streptophyta, Magnoliopsida, Fabales, Fabaceae.
UUCAAUUCAACCACUUUCUAUUCUCCUCUCAAAUUCUACAUUACAAUUUGCACAUCACAAAAACAAGUUUUUCAUUUUUGUCACACAGAUAAAACUACAUGGUGAUGGCUACAAGGGUUGUUUUGGUGACAUUUGUGUUACUUGUGUUGUUUGCCAUUAACUGUAAAUCCUCUAGUGUUGGUCACACGCCCUCAAAAGAAGAGGAAGGUCGUGAUUUUCAAGAUGUGAAAGCCAAGACCAUGGAAACUGCCAACAAAGCAGCAGAAACGGGAAAGGAAGGGAAAGAAGCCGCAGAAACAUGGACUGGAUGGGCCAAAGAGAAACUCACUGAAGGACUUGGCUUCAAAGAUAAGGAUAGCACCACUCACAAAGCAUCUGACUCUGCUUCUGAUGCUGCACAAAAAACCAAAGAUUAUGCAAGUGAAACUGCACAAAAGUCUAAGGAAACUGCUAAGAAAGCCUCUGAUCAAGCCCAAGAUGCUGCUGAGAAAACCAAAAACAAUGCUUGGGAUGCUUCUAAAAAGAUAAGAGAUUAUGCCACUGAUGCUGCUGAGAGGACCAAACAUUGUACCGGUGAUGCUACUGACAAAACUGGUUGUUAUUAUGAAGACGAUGCUGCAGAGGAUACCAGAGACUUUGCUGGUGAAACUUUGCAUAAGGCUAAAGAAUAUGCUACGGAUGCUGCAACAAAAGCUGCACAGAAGGCCAAAGAAUAUGUCACUGGUGCCGCGCACAAGACUCAAGAGUAUGCAGGUGAUGCAGCGGAGAAGACUAAAGAGUAUGCCAGUGACGCCACAGAGAAAACCAAAGAUGCAGCAUAUAAGACUAAAGAUUAUGCUGGUGAUGCAGCAUAUAAUACUGCAAAGAACACUAAAGACUAUGCAGGCGAUGCGGCGGGGAAGACAAAAGAUGCAGCAUACAAGACAACAGACUAUACUGCAGAAAAGGCCAAAGAGUAUGCAAGUGAUUCUGCAGAGAAGACGAAAGAUACUGCCCAGAAGACUAAAGAGUAUGCUGGUGAUGCUGCACAAAAGACUAAAGAGUAUGCUGGUGAUGCUGCACAGAAAACCAAAGAAUAUGCUGGUGAUGCUGCACAGAAGACCAAAGAUGCUGCAUAUAAGACCAAGGACUAUGCUGGUGAUGCUGCACAGAAGGCCAAAGAUUAUGCAGGUGAUGCAGCAUACAAGACAAAAGACUAUGCCAAUGAUGCUGCAGAAAAGACCGAAGAGUAUGCCAAUGAUGCUGCUCACAAGACCAAAGAGGCUUCAUACAAUACCAAAGACUACGUCAAUGAUGCUGCUGCUCAGAAGACCAAAGAGGCUUCUGAAUCUGCAAAGGAUGCUGCUCAGAGGACCAAAGAGGCUUCUGAAUAUGCAACUGAUAGUGCUCAGAAGACCAAAAAUAAAUUGGGUGGAAGACGUGGAGAUGAUGAGCUUUGAGCUUUCUUAUCACUUGUUUUGCCAACAAUUCUGCUGUCAUAAAUGAGAAGAUCCUAUGUGUGUAUAUAACUUUGUAGUAUGUGUCUUUGUUUUGAUGUUUGCUAGUGCUGUGUUUGGUCUCUCAUGUUAGCAACCACAUAGCACAAGUAGGAACAUUUUGUAUGUCGUAUAUGCUUUUGUUUUUCUAAAACCUUAAGAAAUAAUAAUAGUUGCAAUUCUCACA